This is a messenger RNA of Aspergillus niger, 1485 nucleotides long. RefSeq lists its product as uncharacterized. Bases 1 to 1485 code for a protein of 494 amino acids. The transcript has a single exon. The record is from RefSeq and is a predicted model, not a curated record. Lineage: Eukaryota; Fungi; Ascomycota; Eurotiomycetes; Eurotiales; Aspergillaceae.
AUGCAGCAUGAGGAGAAGGCCAAGCGCGAGCAUGAAGUCAAGAUGAAACAGGAAUUGGCUAAACGACAGCAGCAAGAGCAGGAGAGGGAGAAACGCCGCCUUAUGGAGCAGCGACAGAAUGAAGAGCACGCUAAGGAGGAGGCUCGUAGACAGCACUUUGCCGCGCAGGCUCAGGCGCAACUUGCGGCGCAGCAGCAGCAGCAGCAGCAACAGCAACAACAGCAGCAGCAACAGCAACAGAAUCGACAUGUCAUGGCGCAAACGAACGGGGUUAGUCAAGCGCCGCAGUCUUCGCCGGUUGUCCGUAAUCAGACCCCUCACAACACCUCUUCGCCUGUUGUUGGCAACACAAUGGCCGCACAAGCAAGUGUUCCUAUGAGCAUGACGUCUUCUAUGCAGGGAGCAGGCAGCCCCCCGAGGCCGCCAUCUGCAUUGCAGCAUGCCCAUCCUACAGUCAUGAGCCAUCCAAUGGCACCUUCCAGAAGCCAGCAGGGACAGAGCCGACACGGGACACCACAGAUGACUCAAGGAACACCAGCAAUGUCUCAUGCUACUCCUAUCAUGCGCAAUGUAACGCCAACACAGCGUAUGAGCCACGCUAGUCCGAGUCACACGACUAUGGCCCCUACACCGGUGAUGAACCAGGCUACCAUGAUGGGAACUCCGCAAAUGGGUGGCGGUAUGGGCCUCACACCUCAACAGCAACAGCAGAUGCUAUUGCAGCAGAGACAACAGCUUCUUGCCCAACAAGGUCAUAUGGUACAAAACCAGUUCUCGCCCAAGCAAGUAGCUCAAAUGCAGGCAAAUGCACAUGCGCAGCAGAACAUUCAAGCCCAUCAGCAGCAGAUGCUACAAGCUCAGCAGCAGAAUUUCCAGGCACAGCCCAAGUUCCCGAACCCACAAGCCUAUCAGGCUCAGUUGAUGCGUGCGCAGCUCGCGCAGAUGCACAUGGCUCAGCAGCAACAGCAACAGCAACAGCAGCAGCAGCAGCAGCAGCAGCAACAACCGCAACAGCCGCAAGGCCAGCAAUCACAGAAUCAACAGGGACAGGUACACCAAAACAGCCCACAUAUGAACCCUCAACAGCAGCAGAUGCUAAUGGCAGCGGCUCAGGCCAAUGGAGGUCAUCUGCCACAAAAUAUGCAAGGAGUAAAUUUGGCACAAGGCGUUAUCACUCCACAGCGCUACCAGCAAUUAUUCACUCAGCGAUUGGUACGGCUUAGGCAAGAAAUGGCGGCUCGAUUGAUGCCACAGUACGGUUCGCCGUCUCAGUUCCCACCGCAUAUCCAACGACAGUAUACCGCGGGACUGGAACAGAAUGCGAAAGCCUGGGUUCAUGACAUCGUUCGACGAGAGCGCGAGUUGAUUCAGCAACGUGCCAACCAAGUUGCUCAUGUUCAAGCCCAGGUGAUGCAGCAGCAACAUCAACAGCAGCAGCAACAACAACAACAGAACAUGAUGCAGAACGCCCGGGGAAGUAGCUGA